AUGUUUGAUUCUGUUGACUUGCAGGAAUAUUCUGUUGAUAAUGGGACACUUAGAAAACGCUUUACUAAGCAAGAAGACCAAUUAAUUCAAUAUCUUUAUGAGAAGAAAGGAAUUAAAAGUUGGGUUGAGAUAGGAAGAAGAGUUCCCGGUCGUACAGCACGCCAAUGCCGUGAUCGCUACAAGAAUUAUUUAUUUAAAGGACUUGUAAAGAGGCCAUGGACUCCAGAAGAAGAUCAACUAAUUAUUGCAAAAUAUAAGAUAUUUGGAGCACAUUGGGUCAAGAUUUCUCAAUUUCUCAAUGGAAGAUCUGGCAAUAAUGUCAAGAACAGAUGGCAUAAAUAUCUUUGUAAAAACUUCCCAAAAUAUGACUCAACAAGCCAAUCAGCUGAAGAAAGCCAACAUGAACCAAUUCAAGAGUCUAUUCAUGAAGUCCCUGCUGAAAAUACCCAAAAGGAAGCCAAGUUUUACCAAAAGAUUACCUUCCCUGAGAUUUUAACAUCUAGACCAUGGGAAAUUAUCCUUCCUCAUGAAGUAAGUCAUUAUAUGACUGUUGCUUGA
Molecule: messenger RNA, 558 nt
Organism: Trichomonas vaginalis G3
Lineage: Eukaryota; Parabasalia; Trichomonadida; Trichomonadidae
Product: RNA polymerase II transcription regulator recruiting protein
Exons: 1
Coding region: 1-558 (185 amino acids)
Biological process (GO): regulation of DNA-templated transcription
Cellular component (GO): nucleus
Molecular function (GO): DNA-binding transcription factor activity, RNA polymerase II-specific; RNA polymerase II cis-regulatory region sequence-specific DNA binding
Source: RefSeq, a predicted model, not a curated record